AUAUAUUGUUAUAUUAUCAACAACCCUAGGAAACAGGCGACGAUAAAAUUGAGGAUUUGAAAUAACUAAAUUUAAGAGCGCAAUACACAGGAUGCUGGCCCACAGGAUGCAGCUUUUGAGGACGGCGAACAGCGCCGCUGCCCUCAACUCCGCCGCCAGUCGCCUGGCCACACAGAACUCUUCGAGCAACCGGAGGGAGCUUCACUUGCAAAGGCUCGUCGGAAGAUGUGAUCUGCCACUAAUCACCCCCAAGCUCGCUUGGAAUCCUCAACAGAUUCGGUUCGCUAGUGGGGGAGUGACGAUUUCUGCCGGCGCUGCUUCUGGUGCAAGCGGAACGGGGGGCGCAGAUUACUUGGAAGCGGUACCCACAACACAGCUUGUGGAUCUGCCUGAUAUACCCGCUGCGCCCAUUCCCCCCUCCUCUCUGGGCAUGGACGCUGCUGAAUUGGUCAACGUGGUUAACGCGGCGGGAGAGCCAACCUUCGCCUCCAUCGGAUUGGGCGGCUGGUCGCCUGUGGGCAUUGUGCAGAAUUGUAUGGAGUUCCUACACUGCACCUGGGAUUUGCCCUGGUGGGGAGCCAUCGCAAUUGGAACCCUGGUGGUUCGUACCAUUAUUUUCCCUCUGGUUAUUUUGGCGCAGAGGAACUCGGCCAAGAUGAACAACAACAUGCCACAGAUGCAGUUGCUUCAGCUUAAGAUGACAGAAGCUAGGCAGUCGGGCAAUGCCAUUGAAUCCGCCCGAUAUGCCCAGGAGAUGAUGCUGUUCAUGAGGGAGAAAGGCGUCAACCCGCUGAAGAACAUGGUGGUCCCGCUGGCACAGGCUCCACUUUUCAUCAGUUUCUUCAUGGGCCUGCGACAAAUGGCCAAUACUCCCGUGGAUUCCAUGCGCGACGGAGGACUGUUUUGGUUCCAGGAUCUUACGAUGGCGGAUCCCUUUUACCUACUGCCGCUGAUAACAAGUGCCACCUUGUACCUGACCAUUGAGAUCGGCACGGAUUCGGCUCGUCUAUCGGCCGCUAACAUGAACACCAUGAAGUAUGUGCUGCGUGCACUGCCCAUUGUGAUCUUUCCCUUCACCAUGAACUUUCCGGCGGCAAUUCUUACAUACUGGGCAUGCAGCAAUUUUAUUUCAUUAGGCCAGGUAGCCCUGCUGCGGAUCCCUUCAGUUCGUGACUACUUCAAGAUCGAGAAGAUGCUGACACAUGCGCCCAGUGCAUUGCCACCAAAGAAGGGAUUUGUCGGAGGAAUGAAGGAGUCCUGGGAUAACAUGAAGAUCUCAAAGGAAAUCGAGGAACGACAGAGGCUGGAUGAGAUCCGAUUCGCCAAGGCUGGCAAGGGACCGCUCGUCAAGACGUUCAAAUACGACCCAACCAAAACAGCGAAGCCCAUCAAUAUCGACCCACACAUGCGGUUAAAGGAGCCGCCAAAUAAACAGGGAUAGUUGAUUGUUUCUCCCACCUGUUCCAGGA
This is a messenger RNA of Drosophila bipectinata, 1469 nucleotides long. RefSeq names its product OXA1L mitochondrial inner membrane protein (gene OXA1L). Gene Ontology annotation, cellular component: mitochondrial inner membrane. Gene Ontology annotation, molecular function: membrane insertase activity. NCBI's taxonomy places the organism in Eukaryota, Metazoa, Arthropoda, Insecta, Diptera, Drosophilidae. The record is from RefSeq and is a predicted model, not a curated record. Gene Ontology annotation, biological process: protein insertion into mitochondrial inner membrane from matrix.